GCUUUCAAGACAGCGAUAACUUGCUGCUGGUCUCCAGUUCAGCCGUUCUUCUCUACAUCUCGUGCAUCCUUUAAAACGUUGACGUCUUCAAGAUGGCUGCAAAGAUAAUCAUCUAUCAAGACAAAAACUUUGGAGGCGUUUCCCGUGAAGUGACCGAAAACAUUUCAAAUCUUACUUCCAUUGGAUUCAAUAAUAGGAUAUCGUCCAUUAAGGUUCUUGGAAGUGUGUGGGUCGGGUAUGAACACGAGGACUACCAAGGGAAACAGUACAUCUUAGAAGAAGGUGACUAUGCUAACAGGAGGGACUGGGAUGGAUCAAAUGAUCAGCUUUCUUCACUCAAGAAACUGACCAUUGAUAUUGGAGAGACCCCUCAGAUCACCCUGUUUCAACACGACAACUAUGGUGGCAAUGCUGUUAACUUCACCUAUGGGAUAGAAGUCCUUAGCUACUACCACUUCAACAAUAAGACUUCCUCCCUGAGUCAAAACUCUCCAAUCUGGAUUUUGUAUCAAUAUCCUAUAUACCGAGGCAAGCAGUUCAUCGUAACUGAAGGUUUCUACCCAAAUGCAGAAAAAUGGAGGGGCAGAGACGACCAGGUUUCAUCACUGCGACCAAUUAAGGAACCUUUCUACACAACCGAGAUAUUGAACAUGGAGUUUGACAUCCCAGCGGGGUCAAUGGCUUCAACCUGUCUCAGUAAUGACUCAAGUGCGGACCAACAAGCAUCUUGGAGAGCAAGGCGAACAGUCACUACAACUAAGACUUACCAAUGGCACUGGAAGAACCCAACUGCUGUCAGCGUCGACACGACAUUAUCAACGGGCGUGCCAUUUAUCACCGAUGGGGAAAUCAAGAUGAGUGUGAGUAACUCUUUCUCAGUCGGUGAAAACAAGGGUAGUUCCAAUACCCAGUCUGAUGAGUGGAGCUUUGAUCUGCCGGCUAAGGUCAUUGCGAAAACCUUGCUGAGAGUUCAGGUGAACAUGCAGGAAGGGAAGAUUGAUGUCCCUUUCACUGCGACGUUGAAGAAGGGGAACAGAACCUGGAAGGAGAUCGGGACGUUCAUAGGAACCCAAAGCUUCAAUCUACAAGUAGACUACACAGAGACACCACUGUAAAUCUUCAUCCUCAAUAACCCCCCCCCCCUGCAUGUGACGUCACACGCUUGAGAAGCGCCCUCACUGGGUGUCAAAUAAGGUAAAAACGUGCGGUUUCAGGUUGAACUAUUAUCAACUAAUGAUUUUAAUCACUACAAAGUGUAAUUUAAAUUCCAUAACAAUGCGAACAAACUGGUCUUAAGGGUGGACCACCGCUGUUUUAUGCAAGACAUAUCAAAAAAAUUCAAAAUGUAUUGUUUACACAGACUAUAUCAAAUAAAGACAGUAAAUAAAGACAAAGCGACAGUUAAACAAUACUAUCAUGUAUACAUUAGUUGUAAAAACUAGGUCAUCAGGUAAAAAAUAACGAUGUUAUUAGAUAAUCCACAAAGAUCGAUAUUAAAAUUAUUUCAAACACUUUAUUAUAUUUUAUUUAUUGACCAAACCAACAGCGGACGAGCCGCCAAAUA
Messenger RNA from Asterias rubens (European starfish), 1564 nucleotides. Its product is annotated as gamma-crystallin N-like. The record is from RefSeq and is a predicted model, not a curated record. NCBI's taxonomy places the organism in Eukaryota, Metazoa, Echinodermata, Asteroidea, Forcipulatida, Asteriidae. Gene Ontology annotation, biological process: lens development in camera-type eye; visual perception. Gene Ontology annotation, molecular function: structural constituent of eye lens.